AUCAAACCCAUAAACUCUUUGUUUUAAUUUGAACUUCAGCAAUGGCGAAUCAAGCAGCUAUUGCAGCAUUCUUCCUUUUCGGUUUAGCUGUCUUCUCCAACUUUGAACUCUCAGCUUCUAUGCUUGUCCUUGGCAAAGUGUCUUGCCUUGACUGCCACCGUGGUUUCGACUUCUCAGGCGUUAAGGUUCUCCUUAAGUGCGACGGAGAGAAGAAACAGAUAACCACAAUGACAACUUCAGACGGAUCUUUCAAGACAGUGCUUCCGACCACUGACAAAAAACAUUCCACGAACUGUCUUGCAAAGCUCUUGGGAGGUCCUGAGCAACUUUAUGGUCACAAACACAACAUGGUCUCUGAACUGGUUAAGUCCAAACACGAUACCAAAGUUCUUACUACCUCAAACCCACUUUCCUUCGCUCUCACAUGCCCUAAACCAACCGGGGAUAAUGUCGGAAAUAUGAUCGGAGAUUCAAAGACUGUUGAUUUUCCGGGGACAGGAGGUUUUGGAUUCCCACCUGCUAGCUUCUUUCCCUUCUUACCAAUCAUUGGCAUCCCAUGAUUUGAUUAAAUGUGCUUAAUAAGACUUGAAGAAGUACUUAUUAAUAUGUUUUGUUGUUUAUGAGAAUCUAAGACGAACUAAGGAGAGCCAAGACAAAAAAACAUUAUAGCAAAUUAUAGCUUUAUUUUUGUUAUGUGAGAUAUAUAUAAGGUUUGUUUAUGUGAUAAAGAGUGUUGUUUAAU
Eruca vesicaria subsp. sativa (arugula) is the source of this 742-nucleotide messenger RNA. NCBI's taxonomy places the organism in Eukaryota, Viridiplantae, Streptophyta, Magnoliopsida, Brassicales, Brassicaceae. The record is from the annotation of a GenBank genome assembly.